UAUCAGCUGCUGUUCUGAGCUGCCCAGAAAUAAAUAAAUGCCUUUGUUCAGCCCGUUGGCAUUUGGAAAUUUCUUCCAGUCUAUUUAAAACACUGCACUUUCAAGUUCUCUUGGCUUUGUUGUGGGCCUUGCCCUGCUGUACGUCCUGCCUCUCCCCUUUCUGAUACCCCCUCUCUGUUCCAUGUUAACGCAGGCCUGCAGUUUGCUCCUAAACCAGCUGAAAGAGAUCACAGGCGUUCACAAUCCGUUGUUCCUCCAGGCGGCACUGAAGGCUGCAGGUGGAAACCUAAUGCAGGCGGUUGGCUUCCUCCCUGAAGGCCACGACCAAGAGUCGGGGGGAGACCCCGCUGCCGGCGAGGGAAGGGAAAGGCAGGCGGCCACUCUGAAUGAGGCCCCACAAGAUCAUGCCGGUUUUCAGGAACCCGUUUCUUCUGGCGCCCAAGAUCUUUCAGCUGACAAGAAGGAUUUUCUUGCAACAAUGAAUGCACACUACGAGCCCAGUAUGGCCGAAAACAAAAAUCGUUCCAAAAGGAAGCGCUGUGAAGUCUGGGGAGAGAACGCUACUCGGCGUGACUGGAGGCGAGCCAGAGGCUGGCCAGCUGGGAUGAAGAACAUUGGAAACACCUGCUGGUUCAGUGCGGUCAUACAGUCUCUCUUCCAGCUGCCAGAAUUCCGGCGCCUGGUUCUGAACUACUCCCUUCCAGAAGCGGUCCUCGACAACUGCCGCAGCCGAAGCGAAAAGAGGAACAUUGCAUUCAUGCAGGAACUCCAGUAUCUCUUUGCUUUAAUGCUGGGAACACGCCGUAAAUUUGUAGACCCGACUACUGCACUUGAACUUCUCAGAGGGGCGUUUAGAUCUCCUGAGGAACAACAGCAAGAUGUGAGUGAGUUUACCCACAAACUCCUGGAUUGGCUUGAAGAUGCUUUCCAACUGACAGUGGAUGUUAAGAAUUCCCAGGACAAAUCGGAGAACCCAAUGGUUCAACUUUUUUAUGGGACUUUUCUAACUGAAGGGGUUCAUGAAGGGAUAACGUUUUCCAAAAUAGAGACCUUUGGGCAGUAUCCCCUGCAGGUGAAUGGCUACAAGAAUUUGCAUGAAUGCUUGGAAGGAGCUAUGGUGGAGAAGGAGAGCGAGCCGGGCCCUUCUAAGCAGCCGGUGACCUAUAAGCAGGAGCGCUGGUUUACAAAGCUCCCCCCAGUGCUGACAUUUGAACUUUCCCGGUUUGAGUUCAACCAGUCCCUCGGGCAGCCGGAGAAGAUACACAACAAGCUAGAAUUCCCACCAGUCAUUUACAUGGAUAGGUUUAUGUAUGGUAAUAAAGAGAUUAUUCAAGCUAAAAGGGAAGAGAUCGGGAAACUGAAAGAUCAGAUGACAGUUCUGCAGCAGCAGUUGGAAAAGUACGUAAGAUAUGGUUCUGGGGCAGACCGCUUCCCCUUGCCGGAUAUGCUGCAGCACGUUCUUGAAUUUGCAAGAACCAGGCCUUCCGCAGCUACGUCCUGUGCAGCAGCUGUGACGCCGGCAGAAGCUCAGGCAGAGGAAGAAGCCUCAGACGCGCACACCAAGCAGAGCAGGUGCCCAGCCGAGACGUCAGAAGAUCCUGCUCCUCGGGCCGUCUCUACAGAUGAAAUGAACCUUGUCAUCAGCUGCUUGCAGCAGUGGCGAGAAGAGGUUGAGCAAGACAUAAAAGACCUGAAGACCUCCAUGGUGCUGCUUUCCGAGUCGAUGGACCAGGUCUAUGCCGAUCCUGAACUCCGCCAGGUCCCUUAUCACUUGCAUGCUGUGUUGGUCCAUGAAGGCCAGGCCAAUGCUGGCCAUUACUGGGCCUACAUCUACAACCCGCCUCAAAGGAACUGGCUCAAAUAUAAUGACAUUGCGGUGACAGAGUCUUCCUGGGAAGAGCUGGAAAGGGAUUCGUUUGGUGGCUCGAAGAAUGCCAGCGCCUACUGCCUCAUUUAUGUUAGUAAAAAGCUACCACACUUUGCAGCAGAUUAUGAUGAUGGACAAACAGAGAGAGAAGUAGAAGUGCUGCCUCUGGAACUUCAGCGCUACAUAGAAGAGAACAACUGGAGGGUAGAACAGGAGAUGGCCGAGCUGGAAGAACAGUCCUACAAAAUGGCCCAGAUAGAUCAGUCCUCCCCAUCUCUGGAGUCCCAGAACCUGUCUUCUGGCUCAAGUCAAGAGCACUCCAUCCCCUGGGAGUGUGGGACGCAUCUGCUCUCCUCUGAGCACACCACGAUGGCGAAGGAGCAGACUGCCCAAGCCGUCGCCAAGACCGCCGAUGCUUGUGAGACGGAGGGAAUCCCAGCUGCUCUUGAGCAGUCCGAGGAGGCAGAUCCAGAGAAGGCCCUCCCAGAAGAAGCCAGCCCCCCAGCUCAGGCAGAAGAGCCACAGGAAACGGAGGGGACGGAGCCUUCUGCCCCACCCAGCUCUCAAGUCUCUGAAGUGGAGAUCCCCAGUGUGGGGAAGAUCCUAGUGAGAUCGGAUGCGGAUGGCUAUAACGAGGAGGUGAUGCUUAGCCCUGCCAUGCAAGGGGUGAUCCUGGCUAUUGCUAAAGCCCGUCAGACCUUUGAUCGUGAUGGGUCUGAAGCAGGGCUAGUCAAGGCGUUCCGUGAAGAAUAUUCCAGACUCUAUUCGUUGUCUAGAGAGACCCCAACACCACAGAAUGAUCCCCGCCUUCAGCACGUCUUAGUUUACUUGUUGCAGAACGACGCACCCAAGCAAGUGGUGGAACGGACCCUCCUGGAGCAAUUUGCAGACAAAAAUCUCAGCUACGAUGACAGGUCAAUUAGCAUUAUGAAGGUAGCACGGGAAAAGUUGAAAGGAAUUGGCCCAGAUGAGGUGGACAUGGAAGAGUACAAGAAAUGGCACGAAGACUACAGCUUGUUCCGCAAGGUGUCCGUUUAUCUCUUGACGGGGUUGGAGCUCUAUCAGAAAAAUCAGUACUGCGAGGCUCUGACCUACCUGGUGUAUGCUUACCAGACCAACGCAGUCCUGCAAGCGAAAGGACCCGGCAGGGGUGCCGACUCCUCCUUGAUCGCUCUUUACAGGAGGAAGUGCCUCUUGAAGCUGAACGAUGCUGCGGCUGCCCUGUUCGAAAGCAGCGAUGGGGAAGACGCGGAUCAAGGUGUGAGCCUCUUGAAUGAGCUCAUCAUCCCCUGCAUGCACCUUCUCACGAGCAACAAUGUCUCCAGAGAUGACCUGGACGCCAUUGAGGUCAUGAGGAACCGCUGGUGCGCAUACCUGGGAAAGGACAUGGGUGAAAAGUUGCAAAUGAAGCUGGGUGAAUUUCUGCCCCGCCUCCUGGAUUGCUCUCCAGAGGGAGUUGUUCUGAAAGAGCCCCCCAAGAUCCGCCCGAACUCACCCUACGAUCUCUGCAGCCGAUUUGCAGCUGUUAUGGAGUCCAUUCACGGGGCCUCCGCGGUGACUGUGAAGUAACAGUGGCCAGCCAUCUUAGCUUAAGCUCCAGGGGCCACUGAGCCCCCCGAGAGUGGAAUCCAGCUGCCAGACGACUUUGGGAAGGAUCCUUGAGGAGAGGGACUGCACGGAAAGAAUCCACCUUCAGCCUGAACAGAGAUCCUGUGGAUGUCUAGGAAAGUGCUAGAAGGUGUGUGGUGCUCUUUGGCACGCGUUACUUACAUGCAGGCACUAAUUUUGGAACGUGCACUGAGGUUUCAAGUUACACUUUGGCUUUAGCUCCUGCAGGGAAGUUGUGGGAAACGUUUUUAGAAGAAAUCUGCAGUUUUAAACUAAACAUUGUAUAUAGACAAUUCCAUCUUGCCAAAUUGGCACAUUAUCUGGCCGGUGCUUCUUGAGAGCAUGUGAUGUGUACCCCUUUAACAUUUUAAAGGUCCCUGCCACACGUGCUGAUCUCCUGACGGGUUAAUUUGGGCUCCAUGAAUGGGUCAGUGCAUGGGAGUGAAUUUAAUUGUGUUGAGGGCUGCAUGGAAUACUGGCAAGGGCCCCUGAGCCCUUGGCGGCCUCAAAGCACAGCACGUUCAGGCAUAAGCAGAGUCAUAGCCAGGGGGUUAAAUGACAUGUAUGUUACCUCUGGGUGAAGGAACCUAAACUGUAAACAAGGUUUAUUCUCAUGGUGAGACGAUACACCUGUUGGCAGUCCAUCGGCUGUCUUGGGUAGCCAUUCUUGUACAUUCUGCGGAUGAGCAACUCAGAACCGCCGUUGCUGUCGGCUUAGGACCUGGCAAUUGUGCCGAGACUGAAUGAGGACAACACAACUGCAGAGCCAGUCCCAGCAGGGGCUAGAGGUGGGAAGCAGCUUUUGUGAACCUCCCCAAUCAUAUUUCCUUGAACAUCAAUCACUGAAGUUUAAUUAUCUGGGUAGUAUUGGCAAAUAAAUGCACUGAAGUCCAGAUAAAACCAUGUUUAAUAACUCACACUUUUACCUGUUAUAUUUUCCUCAAGAUAUUUUAAAGUAAUCUGUUUUUAUUAGAAUGCUAACAAAUCAAGAUGGAAAUACAGAUUUGAUGAGAUUUCUGGUUUCAAAGUGCAAUAAAUGUUACCCUAUUUAAAGA
This is a messenger RNA of Python bivittatus (Burmese python), 4530 nucleotides long. The record is from RefSeq and is a predicted model, not a curated record. NCBI's taxonomy places the organism in Eukaryota, Metazoa, Chordata, Lepidosauria, Squamata, Pythonidae.